Neoarthrinium moseri is the source of this 1119-nucleotide messenger RNA. RefSeq lists its product as uncharacterized. The coding region runs from base 1 to 1119 and encodes 372 amino acids. Lineage: Eukaryota; Fungi; Ascomycota; Sordariomycetes; Amphisphaeriales; Apiosporaceae. The transcript has 5 exons. The record is from RefSeq and is a predicted model, not a curated record.
AUGCCGGUCAAGGACUUUGUGAGAGCAGAGUUGAUUGUUAACUGCCUCGUCGUAUUUGCUGUGCUGAUAGUGGUCUCCUUGCGAGUUUUUUCGCGUGUCACCGGCGCAGGUCUAGGUCUAGAUGACUACUUUGUCAUUCUGGCGGCGCCUUUGGGCAUUGGCAUGUUAGUAUGUCAAGGGUUCUUACUACCCAUUGGAAGCGGCUACGACUUACCUGAUCACCCCGAAUUGAUUGUCAACGUGCCUUUUAUAUUUCUGAUGUCCUUCAUCAUGGAAAUAAUCUACGUUCUCUGCCUCGCUGCAUCCAAAGCAAGCAUGCUAUUUUUCUACCGACGGGUGUUCUCGACCCCGAAAAUGCUCAAAGCCGUCGAUGUUGUUCUUGGACUUCUUGCAGUAUGGACCAUCUGCUUUGAGUGUGCCUGCAUAUUUCUAUGCAGACCUGUCAAUGGUUUCUGGACAGGCCAGGGCGUGUGCGGUGACUUCAUUCCGAUGAUUCAGAGCCUCAUUGCUACCAACGCCGUUGGGGAUCUGGUCAUUAUGCUCAUGCCUAUGCCCAUUAUUUGGUCGCUACAGAUGAAAACGGCAGACAAAUUGGGAAUCAUGUCUUGCUUCACACUGGGAUUAGCCUGUAUUGUCAUGGCCAUCUUCCGCGUUAUUUACAUUGGUCAAGUCGACUUGGCCGGUAACAUUACUGGAACAAUGCCCACAACCGUGCUCCUCUUUGCGCUCGAGCCCAACAUUGCCAUCCUCUGUGUUAGCAUCCCGAUGCUCCGUCCACUCUACACCCGAUACAAGACCCGCAAUGCCUCCUCUCGGUUAUACGACUAUAACAAAUCGGGCUCCGGGUCGAACGGCAACCGGACCAUUGGCGGAAUAUCAAGCAUACCAGGGAGAAGUAGACUCAAGCAAGAUAAAGCGCUGGACAACACAGCCUGGGAGAUGGAGGACUACUACAAUGCCCAGACCCGUAGUGGUCAGAUACAUUUCACAGCAGCCGCCGAUAACGCUGACGAGGGCGAUGAGACGAGUAGUGAAAAGGCAUUGACGAAACAGGCACAGAAGUCUGCCAAUGAGGGAAUCGGCGUCAAGACGACGUGGACUGUUACGCGGGAGGCGUGA